AGCGCGAGACUCCACAGGCUUCCCUCUUCCCCUUUUCUCCCGGGGAGGAGGCGAGGAACUCCCUCCUCGCUCCGCUUUCCCGCGGAAGUUUGGCGGCGUGGGGCCGCCGUAGACGGGUGAGCUGCUGAUUCCUGUCCGGGUGGAUGCAGUUGCCAUUGUGUGUGCGGGCGCCUCGAGCUCGUUCCGCGUGUCCCCGCGUCCCCCGCCCGGGCCUGGGCCGCCAUGAGUGAGAAGGGGGAGCUGGACCUGACCGGGGCCAAGCAGAACACGGGCAUGUGGCUGGUGAAGGUCCCCAAGUACUUGUCACAACAAUGGACUAAAGCUUCAGGAAGGGGUGAAGUAGGGAAGCUGAGGAUUGCCAAAAAUCAAGGAAGAACAGAAGUAUCAUUUACUUUGAAUGAAGAUCUUGCAAGUAUCAAUGAUAUUGGAGGAAAACCUGCUUCAGUCAGUGCACCCAGAGAACAUCCUUUUCUUUUGCAAAGUGUGGGAGGACAGACGUUAACAGUGUUUACAGAAAGCUCAGCAGAAAGCCAGCCAGAAGAAAAAUCUGAGAACAGCAAUGCUGAUAAACUUUCAUUGGAAGGAAUAGUGGUUCAACGUGCUGAAUGCAGACCUGCAGCUAGUGAAAAUUAUAUGAAACUGAAAAGGCUACAGAUAGAAGAAUCUUCUAAACCUGUAAGACUAUCACAGCAAUUGGACAAAGCUGUAACAACCAAUUAUAAACCUGUGGCUAAUCAUCAGUAUAAUAUUGAGUAUGAAAAAAAGAAAAAAGAAGAUGGAAAACGAGCUCGGGCUGAUAAGCAGCAAGUGUUGGACAUGCUUUUUUCUGCCUUUGAAAAACACCAGUAUUACAACAUUAAGGACUUGGUGGACAUAACCAAACAGCCUGUGAUAUACUUGAAAGAAAUUUUAAGAGAAAUAGGCAUCUACAAUGUUAAGGGGACCCACAAAAACACAUGGGAGCUGAAGCCAGAAUACAGACAUUAUCAAGGAGAAGAGAAGAGUGAUUAAUGCAACUGUUAAUGAAGCAAACACAGAGGCUAUAGAAUAAUGGGACUGUGCUGAGGGAACACUGCAGUUAAACAGACUGUACUGAGCACAAUUCAGUACCAAGAGAUCUUAAAAAGAGUAAUACUUUGUAAUUUGCCUGGCUUCAUUUUUAAAAACAAAUUUCUUGGACGUUUCUAUACAUUUGUCUUGUUUUUGACAAAAAAAAUUACAGAAUAAACUUGUAUUAGAUUUAUCUUUAUUAGAAACCUUUUGAGUUUUGGCUUUAUUUUUUAAGUAGUUUUGAGUUUUGUUAAAUAUUGAUAACUUUAAAGUAAAACAUACUUUAGAGGGACCUGUAACUUUGUGUUUUGCAACCCAGCAGUACUGAGUUUUUUAUGUCCUAUUCUACUGUGUUCCUUAGGGGCCUGAUCCUGAGAGCGCUGAUCAUCCAUAGUUAAUACUGAUUGGGAGUUUAAGGGCACUGUGUGCUUUUCAGGAUCAGUCUUCAGUCAUGACACUCAUGGUGAUCCUAAGUCUUCCUGAGAACAAAUAAAGCUCAGUUUAAAAAAAGCUCUCUGCUAAACUGGUUAAUGGGGGAGAGGGGAAACCACUACAGCACAUCACUGAGGAAAAACUACUCUGGCCCCAUAAGUACAGUGAGGAACGAAUAGAUCUUUAGUAUGUUUGUUUUUUUUAAAUGUGAUCAUGUUUUGUGUGUAAGCAUAUCAAUAAAGAGAGCAUUUAAUU
Messenger RNA from Emys orbicularis (European pond turtle), 1737 nucleotides. It is a transcript of the gene GTF2F2, whose product is annotated as general transcription factor IIF subunit 2. NCBI's taxonomy places the organism in Eukaryota, Metazoa, Chordata, Testudines, Emydidae. Gene Ontology annotation, biological process: transcription by RNA polymerase II; transcription initiation at RNA polymerase II promoter. The record is from RefSeq and is a predicted model, not a curated record. The transcript has 9 exons. Gene Ontology annotation, cellular component: transcription factor TFIIF complex. Bases 223 to 1011 code for a protein of 262 amino acids.